Messenger RNA from Parnassius mnemosyne (clouded apollo), 582 nucleotides. NCBI's taxonomy places the organism in Eukaryota, Metazoa, Arthropoda, Insecta, Lepidoptera, Papilionidae. The record is from the annotation of a GenBank genome assembly.
AUGAAUGCUCUUUUAGAUUACGGAUCAUCAUCUUCUAGUGAUACGGAGGAGGAUGAAGCUGUGGAUGAAGAAAAAUACCCAAAAGAUGAAAGUAAACCAAAACUUCCCAAGCCAAUUCUGGGAGAAAACAGUCUCCAAACUUCUGUAUUCUCUAAUCCAUUUGUAGAGGCGGAAUUGGCAAAAGCUGCCAUCCUAGAAAAGCACGUCAAAAUGGUUCCAGGUAAAGACAAUACGCAAAUGAUUAAUGGGAAGAAGAUAUGCUGGAGCUACAGGAAGGGUAGAUGCCGGUUUGGUCACAAUUGCAAAUAUGCUCAUGAUUCCGAUAUACAGAAAUCAGCUGAAGAAUUAGAAUCAGAGAAGCAGAAGUUAAAAACUGUGGUAUGUGAAGGUGCAGGUACAAUGUCAUCAGCUCCACCACCACAAAUACUUUUAGACACUCCUACAACAACUGAUGAUGAUAUUUGGGAGGGUGGUGCAAAUAAAAAGAAAAAGAGGCCAGGCUUAAGUAGUGGACUAGUUCCAGGAAAGAAAGUUAUUAAAAUGUAUAAAGAACAGAAAAUCAAAGAUGCAAUAAACAAAUAA